AUGAAAUCUUCGGCGGUCGUCUGCCUUUUACACAGCCUUUAUAAUCGGCUACCACCGGAUGCUUUGCUGUUAGCGUCUUUUUCGCUGAAAACCAAAGCUUUUCGUGCAAUGGAUAGCAAAGCAGACUUUGUAAUAGACGUUAAUCCUAUCGGACUAGGCUUUGGGAAAGACGUUAAUGGAAAAAUGAAGAUUACUGUGUGGAGAACAGACACAACACCAACUGUCACUGAAUUGCUGUACACCAUCGGAGACCGUUCUAUCAAAUGUUUUUACCCCGGAGCAAAAUCCUUCAUGGCGAUGUAG
Molecule: messenger RNA, 303 nt
Organism: Cylicostephanus goldi
Lineage: Eukaryota; Metazoa; Nematoda; Chromadorea; Rhabditida; Strongylidae
Source: the annotation of a GenBank genome assembly